AUGACACCCGGGGGCAAUCCAAAUGACACCAGGGGCAGGGGGCGUCAGCGCAGGGACAGCGGGGGGGCCGGGUGGCAGCAGCCACCACCAGCCCCGUCCCCACGAGCGGGGCUGGCGCCUUGUCACAGCCUGUCACGUCUGCCAGCCCCGGUGGCAGGGAACAUCUGCUCGGCCGCCCCGCUGCCACGGCGCGUCAGGGUCGGGGGCGGCCGCCAGGAGCCCCGACCAGCGCCGCCGGGGCCGCUGCUCGCCCUGACACUGAUGGGAGACCCAGGACUCGGUUUCCCGGGAGGUAAAAAACCCCUUGACCCCUUCGCCCUGCCCGGGGGGUCGCUGCUCUCCAUCCCUGCUGCCCGGGACCCCCGGGACCCCGCACUGGCGGCGGGGGACGCUCCCCGGUGCUGCACCCCGGGCUGCGAGAACCGCCGGGACCGGGGAAGCGCCGGGAUAGACAGCGGAGGGUCGGGGGACAGCGGCGGGACAGACAGCGGGGGCCGAGAGCCUUGUCGGGACUCCCGGAGCAGCCCCCGCCCGGUGGGAACCCAGCGGGACCAGGAGACCGCGGGAUGCCCCAGUCCCGCUCCCGACUCCACACUGGGACGGGUCCCGACCUUUGGGGUCACUGGCAGCCCCGUGUCCUCUCAGGGUGCCAGCCCAGCCCAGCCGGGCCCCGCAGCCCCCCAGGGCUGGCGGCAGCACGAGGCUCCUCGGCGGGUGAAGAGGGCCUGGGUGAUCCCGCCCAUCAGCGUCUCGGAGAACCACAAGCGCAUCCCCCACCUCCUGGUGCAGAUCAAGUCAGACAAGCAGCAGCCUGGAGGGGUGAUCUACAGCAUCAAAGGGCCGGGGGUGGAUGAGGAGCCCCUGGGCAUCUUCUCCAUCGACAAGUUCAGCGGGAAGGUUUUCCUCAACGCCAUGCUGGACCGGGAGGAAAACGACCGCUACCGGCUCAGAGCCUUCGCACUGGACCUGGGCGGGGUCACCCUGGAGGACCCCACCGACCUGGAGAUCAUCGUGGUGGACCAGAAUGACAACCGGCCGCUGUUCCGGCAGGACGUGUUCACCGGGCGUGUGGUGGAGGGGGCAGAGCCAGGGACCUGCGUGCUGACGGUGGAUGCCACCGACGCCGACGACCCCGACACGGACAACGCGGCGCUGCGCUAUUCCAUCCUGGAGCAGGGCGCUGCGGGAAUGUUCAGCAUCAACGCCAGCACCGGGGAGAUCUGCACCGCACGGCCCGGCCUCGACCGCGAGACCAUGGGGGUGUACAACCUGACGGUGCAGGCGGCCGACAUGUCCGGGGACGGGCUGACCACCACGGCCAUGGCCGUCAUCUACGUGGAGGACAUCAACGACAACCCUCCCGAGUUCACCAAGGAGGAGUUCUCCAUGGAGGUGGAGGAGCAGGCGGUCGGUGCGGACGUGGGCAAGCUUUUUGUGCACGACAAGGACCUGGCGGGCUCGCCCAGCUGGUUGGCCAAAUUCACCAUCCUGGAGGGCGACCCCGAGGGCGCCUUCGCCAUCCGGACCGACCCGCACACCAACGACGGCGUGCUCUCCGUGGUCAAGCCGCUGGACCACGAGGUGCGGGAUCGCUUCGAGCUGACGGUGUCGGUGCAGAACGAGCGGCCGCUGGAGCCCUCGGCCCCCGCCAGCCCCCGGGCGCUGGCCACGGUGCGGGUGCGGGUGCGGGACGUCAACGAGGCUCCCGUGUUCCGCGAGAACCCGCGGCGCAUCAGCGUCCUGGAGGGGACACCCCCGGGCACCCCCAUCACCACCUACACCGCCAGCGACCCCGACACCCACCAGAUCCAGACCCUCAGCUACGCGCUGCUCUACGACCCCGCGGACUGGCUGCAGCUGGACCCUCACACGGGCACCGUGCGCACCAAGCGGGAGCUGCUGCACCCGUCCGCCUUCCUGCAGGGCGGCUGGUACAUCGCCCUGCUUCUCGCCCGCGACGAUGCCGAGCCCCCGCUCUCGGCCACCGGCACCCUCUCCAUCGAGAUCCUGGAGGUGAACGACCACGCUCCGCAGCUGCAGCCGCCGGCCGGGGUGCUCUGCGGGCGGCCGGGACGCGGGGGGACCCUCCUCCUGGGGGCUACCGACGAUGACCGGCCCCCCCAUGGAGCCCCCUUCCACUUCCAGCUCAGCCCCCAGCACCCCCAGCUCGCCCGCAACUGGAGCCUCGCCCGCUUCAAUGUGACCCACGCCGUGCUGGCCGUGCUGGCCGAGCUGCCCGAGGGGCCCUACUCGCUGCCGCUGCUGCUGCGGGACUCGGGGACGCCCCCGCGGGAGCAGCAGCAGCUGCUGAACGUCUCGGUGUGUCACUGCGGCCGGGACGGCACCUGCCUGGACGGGGCCCUGGCCGCGGCCACCGCCGGGGCCGGCAUCACCCUCGGGGCGCUCCUGAUCAUCCUGGGCAGCGCCAUCCUCCUCCUGGUGCUGGCGGCUCUGGGCGCUGCGCGGGUGCGCGGCCGCCGCCGGGCUCUGCGCAAGGGGCUCCUGCAGCGCUCUCGGGACGACAUGCGCGACAACAUCCUCAACUACGACGAGCAGGGCGGCGGCGAGGAGGACCAGGACGCCUACGACAUCAACCAGCUCCGGCACCCCGAGCUCUUCUGCCCCCGGGCCAAGCCCCCCCUGCGCAGGGACGCCCCGCUCAGCUCCGGGACCCCCAUGGCCCCCCGCAAGCUGCCCAGCAGCCCCUCGGACAUCGAGGAUUUCAUCAAUGAGGGGCUGGAGGCGGCUGACAGCGACCCCAGCGUGCCCCCCUAUGACACCGCCCUCAUCUACGACUACGAGGGCUCGGGCUCGGUCGCCAGCCCCCUCAGCUCCAUCGUGUCCAGCCUGACGGACGAGGACCAGGACUACGACUACCUGAGCGAGUGGGGGCCGCGCUUCCGCCGCCUGGCUGAUCUCUACGGGCACUAGCGGGGAUGGGGGGCGGGAGGGGCGCCCCUCUGCCCAGGGAGGGGCAGCUCCCACACAAACACCCGCACACGCAGAGGAGAUGCCCAGAGGCAGCGGCAUCACGCGCGGGCCCGCACGGGACGGAGCGGCUUUGUACACGCGUGUGCGGCGGCCGCACACUCACACCCGCAGAGCCCAGCGCAGCAAACCUUGGGGGGACGCCCGGGUGAGCCCCACACAGCCGGGGAGGGGGCGAGGAGACCCCCACAAUAAAGAGCGCGGGUUGGUGGCGGGGGCGUGUGACCCCCCCACACCAGCGGCCCGUAGAAACAAAGGCACUUUUAUUGGGAGCCGGCAGCACCCCCGGGGGGGCUUCACCCCCGCCCCAGGGCUCCCAGCACCGCUGCUCCUGGGGCAGGAUCCGGCCCCACCGCGGGGUGGGCGCUGCUCCCCCCAGCCCACCCGCAGCACGGGUCCUGCUGCUCCCAAAACAUCCCUGGGCGGGGGUCCCACCCUGCU
Molecule: messenger RNA, 3429 nt
Organism: Ficedula albicollis (Collared flycatcher)
Lineage: Eukaryota; Metazoa; Chordata; Aves; Passeriformes; Muscicapidae
Gene: CDH15
Product: cadherin 15
Exons: 17
Coding region: 1-2931 (976 amino acids)
Biological process (GO): adherens junction organization; calcium-dependent cell-cell adhesion; homophilic cell-cell adhesion
Cellular component (GO): plasma membrane; adherens junction; catenin complex
Molecular function (GO): cadherin binding; calcium ion binding
Source: RefSeq, a predicted model, not a curated record